Messenger RNA from Macrosteles quadrilineatus (aster leafhopper), 1512 nucleotides. RefSeq lists its product as uncharacterized. Lineage: Eukaryota; Metazoa; Arthropoda; Insecta; Hemiptera; Cicadellidae. The transcript is spliced from 5 exons. The record is from RefSeq and is a predicted model, not a curated record. The coding region runs from base 1 to 1512 and encodes 503 amino acids.
AUGUUUCUUUACCUGUCCUGUGUAGUACAGCUGGGAGCAACCUACAUCAGGGCUGUCCUUCCGGUGAAUCAGACAAACAUUGAUCUAGGAACAACAAUCAGUACACUACCUGUCCUGUGUCAGCCAGCUGGCUCCUCUAGUAGUACAGUAGCCACCUCCACCUGGCUGUCUGCUGAAGCCUACACCAGGGCUGUCCUCCCACCAGCUGGCUCCUCUAGUAGUACAGUAGCCACCUCCACCUGGCUGUCUGCUGAAGCCUACACCAGGGCUGUCCUCCCAGUGAAUCAGACAAACAUUGAUCUAGGAACAACAAUCAGUACACUACCUGUCCUGUGUCAGCCAGCUGGCUCCUCUAGUAGUACAGUAGCCACCUCCACCUGGCUGUCUGCUGAAGCCUACACCAGGGCUGUCCUCCCAGUGAAUCAGACAAACAUUGAUCUAGGAACAACAAUCAGUACACUACCUGUCCUGUGUCAGCCAGCUGGCUCCUCUCUCUACCAGCUGGCUCAUCUCUCUAGUAGAACAGUAGCCACCUCCACCUGGCUGUCUGCUGAAGCCUACAUCAGGGCUGUCCUUCCGGUGAAUCAGACAAACAUUGAUCUAGGAACAACAAUCAGUACACUACCUGUCCUGUGUCAGCCAGCUGGCUCCUCUAGUAGUACAGUAGCCACCUCCACCUGGCUGUCUGCUGAAGCCUACACCAGGGCUGUCCUCCCAGUGAAUCAGACAAACAUUGAUCUAGGAACAACAAUCAGUACACUACCUGUCCUGUGUCAGCCAGCUGGCUCCUCUAGUAGUACAGUAGCCACCUCCACCUGGCUGUCUGCUGAAGCCUACACCAGGGCUGUCCUCCCAGUGAAUCAGACAAACAUUGAUCUAGGAACAACAAUCAGUACACUACCUGUCCUGUGUCAGCCAGCUGGCUCCUCUAGUAGUACAGUAGCCACCUCCACCUGGCUGUCUGCUGAAGCCUACACCAGGGCUGUCCUCCCAGUGAAUCAGACAAACAUUGAUCUAGGAACAACAAUCAGUACACUACCUGUCCUGUGUCAGCCAGCUGGCUCCUCUCUCUACCAGCUGGCUCAUCUCUCUAGUAGAACAGUAGCCACCUCCACCUGGCUGUCUGCUGAAGCCUACAUCAGGGCUGUCCUUCCGGUGAAUCAGACAAACAUUGAUCUAGGAACAACAAUCAGUACACUACCUGUCCUGUGUCAGCCAGCUGGCUCCUCUAGUAGUACAGUAGCCACCUCCACCUGGCUGUCUGCUGAAGCCUACACCAGGGCUGUCCUCCCAGUGAAUCAGACAAACAUUGAUCUAGGAACAACAAUCAGUACACUACCUGUCCUGUGUCAGCCAGCUGGCUCCUCUAGUAGUACAGUAGCCACCUCCACCUGGCUGUCUGCUGAAGCCUACACCAGGGCUGUCCUCCCAGUGAAUCUGACAAACAUUGAUCUAGGAACAACAAUCAGUACACUACCUGUCCUGUGUCAGCCAGCUGGCUCCUCUCUCUAG